Sinocyclocheilus grahami is the source of this 3659-nucleotide messenger RNA. It is a transcript of the gene arhgap20b, whose product is annotated as Rho GTPase activating protein 20b. Gene Ontology annotation, molecular function: GTPase activator activity. The coding region runs from base 165 to 3641 and encodes 1158 amino acids. Gene Ontology annotation, biological process: regulation of Rho protein signal transduction; signal transduction. The transcript has 15 exons. Lineage: Eukaryota; Metazoa; Chordata; Actinopteri; Cypriniformes; Cyprinidae. The record is from RefSeq and is a predicted model, not a curated record.
ACAACUUCUCAUCAGGGUGAUAAAACCAAACCCCUUUAUGAUUGAAAAAAAUAUUCAUAUUCUUAAAGACAAUCCGAUAUCCUUUCCUUUGUAGGAAUUGAUGCAUGUUUUCUGUGAAUGAGAAGAUUUAGAGAAGCCUUGCCGAGGAUGAUUGAGGGAGAUGGAUGAAAAUGAGUCCACGUCAGAGGGUCUCAAACGGCACUGACCUUCAUUCUACCAGAAGUGGACCGGUGACGAGGCCUGUGGAAGAAAAGAAAAUGAAGUCCACAAUACCAAGAAGAAAAACCGCUGUUAUUAAAGCUUUCAGCAAAACCAGACAAAGUGAAGAGUAUGGGGCAUGCAAUGUAUCUCAAAAUGCAGUGCUGUUGAUGGAAGCCCAUGCUCACCUUUCCAUCGGCUUGCAGUCAAGAGAGAGACUUCUGCUGCUUUUCACAGAUUCGCUCAUCAUCGCCAAAACUAAGUCUCUGUAUCUAAAGCUGAAGGCUCGUGUUAGCCUCUCGGACAUAUGGCUGGCAUCAUGUGUCCACUGCAUCACAGACAGAAAGCUCGCCUCCAAGAACUCAUUUGUGAUUGGCUGGCCGACCACCAACUAUGUCGUCACUUACAGCUCAUCCGAAGCAAAGGAAAGAUGGUUACAUGCUCUUCAGUGGCACACCUGCAGAGCCAGGCAAAAAGUCUUGCCAAAUGCCAUUCUUCUCUACGUCUUGCUGAUUUGCCGUCCAGAUGACAACAGCUCAGCGACCAUUGCUGUGGCAGUGGACGUGGGCACGACCGCAGAAAAUGUGGUUCAGUACAUCAUACAGCAGUGCAAACUAUUGGGUGAAGUCUCUGACUACCAGCUGUGUGUAAACUAUGAGAAAGAAGAGGAAACAUACCCCCUUAUUGGCCAUGAGCUACCAUUCUUCAUCCUGCAUCACUCCCUGAGAAGUCAACAAGACCAUCUGCACAUGCCCAGUGAGCCCCUGCAGGAGGUGUUUAGUUCUGGCCAGCAGACAGAGGCCACUCCCAAGACCCCUCACUUCACCCUAAAACCCAGAACACAUACUCCUAGGGGUACUUUGCUGAAACAUAAAAGAAAAAGGUCUCUGAUUGAUUGGGCACUGAGGAGGGGACACUUUAACCAAUCCGAUGGCCAGUCUGACCCACAAACUGCCUCGCACAAGCUAUUUGGCCAGCCUCUUUCCUCCAUUUGUCCUGAUGGAAACCUGCCUAAACCAAUAAUGGACCUGCUGUAUCUGCUGUUCUGUGAGGGUCCAGAGACCCGUGGAAUCUUCCGUCGUUCAGCAAAUGCCAAAAACUGUAGGAUCCUGAAGGAGCGAAUGAAUGCUGGGCAAAGUAUUUCACUGCAUGAACAAUCAGUGUUCGUCUCUGCAUCUCUAAUUACAGAGUUUUUACGCAAACUGCCUGGUGGUGUUUUGUGCUGUGACUUAUAUGAGGACUGGAUGGAAGUGCUACAGAGUGAAAAUCAACAGGAUAGACUUAAUAGAGUCAGAUGUUUGCUUGCACAGUUGCCGGAGGAGAAUGUUACUUUGCUGUGUCACUUAUUUGGAGUGCUACACAGGAUACACACUCACUCAGAGGUGAAUCAGAUGACAGCUACAAACUUGGCCCUUUGCAUUGCACCCAACAUGCUCUGGAGGACUUCCCAAAUCAGCCCUGACAAAGAGGGACAGAGCGUUCUGCAGGUCGCAGCGCUCAUCCAGUACCUGAUAGAAAACACGCCUGCCAUAUUUGGAGAUGAUCUGGAGAGUCUGUUCCCCAGGCAGAUGAAUACAGAGCAGGAAACAUGCGAUUACACAGAUGGUUCGUAUUUUCUUCAGCACUCCUCUUCAGAAGACACAGACCAAGACUUCGCUGUUUCUUCCCAACUAUUGCCUGAAGUUCAUCCUCUUUUCCUCCCUCUGGCUGCACUUUCUCUGAAAGAAAAGAGGAGACCCCAGCCCUUUCAUACUGAUAUGCCAACAACAGAAGACACCUACAGCUGUGGAACACUGAAUUCCAUUCCCUCACGUUCCAGUGCUUCUGUAAGCAUGCUGGGAGUCAGGGAACUCAGCCAAUCACGCGAUCGUUGCCUCUCUGAGCCUUCAAUGUAUUUUUCCACACCCCAAACACCUGCACCGACUCAUACACCUGUUAUCCGCCAAUCCAGCUAUGAUGCGGCUGUAACAGAGAGCAGAAGUGAGCAGUCACGCAGCUCCUUGGGGUUAAGCCCAGAACAACAAUCGCACAAUUCUGGAAUGGGUACAAGGAGACGCCGUUACACUUUCUGGAAGUCGCCGCAAAUCCCCACCCGCUUCCGUCAUCCUGCGCAGAGAUUGGCCAGCAUGUCAAGUCUGUCAUCUACUGCCACUUCUUCCCUCAGCUCUCUGGAUAGUACAUUGUCUCUCAGCUCAGCGGAUCCCAUCCCCAGCCCUCAAGAUACGCAGUCCCGGCCUUUUCUGUUUGGAGCUGCUGCGAAACUGCGGCCUCUCACACCUGAAAUGUCCAGAAAGCGCUGGACAAGUGCUUUCACUUAUGAAGAGGAAGAGAACGUUUGGAGAGAGAAAGUUCAAGAGAUAGACAAUGAGAAAGAGAGUGAAUUUGAAGUAUCUUUUCAUGACUGUGAUGGAGAAAGAGCAGUAAUGGAUGGAGAAAGAGAUGAGAAUGAGGAUGCCACAAGCUGCGAGUCCUUCUGCGACAUUCAUGAGGUUAAAGGUUCAGCAAGACCACGCAUGCCAGAGUGUCUCUCUGAGACUGUGUGCAGCGUGGAGUUUAGUGUGAAUCCAUUACAGUCCUCCACCGCAUGUCAGAUAAAGCCCAAUCCUGACAUGAAUUCACAAGCGAUUUCGCUGAAUCCAUGCAGUAUAUGGACAGUCCCACGGGUGAAUCCAAUUGACAAUGUGAUACAGGAAUCCCAGGUCACACAAACGCUCACAAACACACCCGCAACAGCACAAAAGCAAUCAAGUAGCAAAGCAGAAAACUCUGCAAGUCAGAUACAGCUGGAGUGUCCAAAGGCUCGCUCAAACAUUCAUGCCUCAGUUGGGCAGAAAGUGAACAGCAGAAUGAAAAUCACAGUCUUUCCUUCUGCAGGAAGGGUGAUGCUAAAACAUUCUAAGGUCACGGAUCAAACUCAAAGCGUCUCGGUGGAAACAGAGCAGAAAGCUGAGGGGAAAAUGCGAGAAUCUGUCAAGGUUCAGAUCCCACAGACAUUGUUUUAUGGUCAUAAUGUUCCACUGGUGUUACUUACUACACCUCCUCAGCAAACGUCAGUCCAGGUGAGGACACAUUGUACUCCUCCUGAUAAUGCGGAUAUGACAGACGCAGGUUUGAGUGAUGAAUCUAAUGUUAACUUUGUCGCGACUGAUAUUAGCAAUGGUGUAAGCAGUUACUUGGCAGAGAAAAGUCCUACCGUCAAAUCGAUUAGCCAUAGCUUGAGCACUGCUGAUGACCUGCGCUGCAUUACUGAAACCGUUAGCCCUGCUGUUAGCAUUAGCGGAGGUUAUAGUGUCAACCCCAGUAUAAAAGUCUUUCACAGCGAUGCUAAUCAGAGCAUGGCUUAUCCCAAACCCACUAACAAAUCCUCAGGAACUUUUCGUCACACAAUCUGUAUCAAGCUCCCUGUCAACAGAGGGACGGCAAAGAACAAACCAUUAUCAUAACUAGAUGUGAUGUAAUAC